Molecule: messenger RNA, 7457 nt
Organism: Hypanus sabinus (Atlantic stingray)
Lineage: Eukaryota; Metazoa; Chordata; Chondrichthyes; Myliobatiformes; Dasyatidae
Product: tenascin-like
Exons: 25
Coding region: 510-6392 (1960 amino acids)
Molecular function (GO): protein binding
Source: RefSeq, a predicted model, not a curated record
UCUAGCUCCCCAUGGCAAUAACUGGCUGUUAAAAAAUACUGUUUGAACUGAUUAUCGAAUGUAGUUCUGAAUGUUUGCAGCCCCGUCACCUUUGCACGCAAGAUGUGCAGUGUGAGAGCGCAGAAAGCCCCAUCAGUGGUCACCAAGGUGUUAAAGCCUUUGAGUAGUCAUUCGCGGGCACACUUUCCCUCUUGUCUCCUGUCUGAACACCUUGCUGACGAUAUAGCCAAUACAGCCCGGACACAAGAAACGUGGAGUUAGCCAUGUGCCGCAGGAGCCGGCUCCUAUUAAAACCGUUCCUGAGCCGAGAGUCCCUUCUGUGAUCAGAUAGCAGACCACCGGCGAAUCGAUUGCUCUUGGAACUUUUACGUGGAACGAGGAUUCUUCCUAUGAGCUGAGUCACUGGCAAAUUGCAUCAGGCAGGAACUGAAGCUUACAUAUUUUAUCGCUGUGUUUAAUAUUGGAGAACAAACAGACUGUGCACAAAAAGAAAACUCCUAACCACCAAAAUGGGGCUUCGGUGGCAUGCUUUAGUUUGCGUCAUAACAACUAUUUUGCUGGAACAAACCCAUGGUGGACUUAUUAAGAAAAUAAUUAGGCAGAAGAGAGACAUUCCACCACCAAAAGAAGAGAAUGCCUCAUUACCAUUUGGAACACAGCCCAUUAACUUCAACCACGUCUACAACAUCAACGUCCCCCUCGGCUCUCUUUGUUCAGUGGACCUGGAGUCCCCGGAUGGCAUUGCCAGGCCCAAAGCCGACUCCAGCGAACAACACAUAGAGCACACGGCUGAUGGCGAAAACCAGAUCGUCUUCACUCACCGGAUCAACAUCCCACGGCAGGCCUGUGGCUGUGCAGCAGGGCCGGAUAUCCGCGACCUGCUCAAUAGGCUGGAGGCAUUGGAAGGUCAUGUGUCGUCACUGCGGCAACAAUGUGUGAAUGGAGGUUGCUGUGAGAAUGGCGCACAGCAAGGAAAGGGCCGUGUCGAUGUAAAGCCUUUCUGUGGGGCACACGGGAACUACAGUACACACAGCUGUGGCUGUUUAUGUAACCCAGGCUGGAAGGGAGAGAACUGCAGUGAACCUGAGUGCCCAGAAAACUGCAAUGACAGAGGCACGUGCAUUGAUGGCAAGUGUGUGUGUGAUGCCGGCUUCACCGGGGACGACUGUGGCAUUGACGGUUCUUGCCCUAACGACUGCAGUGAUCAAGGACGAUGCAUAAACGGAGUGUGUUCCUGCUUUGAAGGUUAUGCUGGAGAAGACUGUAGCCAGGAGUUGUGCCUGAACAACUGCAGCGGUCAAGGAAUGUGCAUUGAUGGGAGGUGUGUUUGUGAUGAAGGUUUAACAGGAGAAGACUGCAAGGAUCUGGCCUGUCUCAAUAACUGCUAUAACCGCGGCCGCUGCGUGGACGGUGAGUGCAUCUGCGAUGAAGGCUUUGCUGAUGCAGACUGCUCAGAAAUUAUUUGCCCCAAAGACUGUUACGACCGCGGACGAUGCAUCGAAGGUGUAUGUUACUGUGAUGAGGGAUUUACGGGUGAAGAUUGUGGAGAAGUUGCCUGCCUGAACAACUGUAGCGACAGUGGCCUUUGUGUCAACGGUCAAUGUGUGUGCCUCGAGGGCUACACGGGAGAGGACUGCAGCCAGCUGGCCUGUCUGAACAACUGUAACGAUCACGGCAUCUGUGUUGACGGAGAGUGCAUCUGCCACGAAGGCUUCACCGGUGAAGACUGCGGGGAACUGGCUUGUCCAAACAGUUGCCACGACCGCGGCCGAUGUGUCAACGGCCGCUGCAUCUGUGACGAAGGUUUCGCCGGCGAAGACUGUGGGCAACUGUCCUGUCCAAAUGACUGUAGUGACCGUGGCAUCUGCUUCAAUGGUCAGUGUGUCUGUGAUCACGGCUUCACCGGUGAGGACUGUGGCGAACUGUCCUGUCCUAACAACUGCAACAACCGUGGCCGCUGUGUCAGUGGCCAGUGUAUCUGCGAGGAGGGCUAUAAAGGAGAAGACUGUACUGAGCUGACUUGUCCCAAUGACUGCUACGAUCGCGGGCGAUGUGUCAACGGCCGCUGCAUCUGUGACGAAGGUUUCGCCGGCGAAGACUGUGGGCAACUGUCCUGUCCAAAUGACUGUAGUGACCAUGGCCGUUGCAUCAAUGGGCAGUGUGUCUGUGAUCAGGACUUCACCGGUGAGGACUGUAGCGAACUGUCCUGUCCUAACAACUGCAACAAUCGCGGCCGUUGUGUCAAUGGGCAGUGUGUCUGCGAUUCUGAUUACAGAGGAAUAGACUGCGGAGAACUGGCGUGUCCCAAUAACUGCAAUGAAAGAGGUCGCUGUGUUGAUGGUCAAUGCAUCUGUAACGAAGGUUACACCAGUGAAGAUUGCUCUGCUGUUUCGCCCCCCAAAAACCUGAAGGUAACUGAUGUGACUUCCCAGACAGUGGAUGUGGAGUGGCAGAAUGAGGUUAGAGUCAACGAGUACCUCAUCACCUAUAUCCCCACAUCCCCUGGGGGUCUGCAGCUGGAACUCCGAGUGCCUGGUGACCAGCAGUCAUCCACCAUACGGGAAUUAGAGCCGGGAAUUGAAUACCUAAUCAACGUUUAUGCUAUCCUUAAUAAUGAGAGAAGCAUUCCCGUCAGCGCCAGGGUCGCAACAUAUCUACCCACACCAGAUGGAUUGAAGUUCAAGUCCAUUCGCGAGACCUCUGUCGAGGUGGAGUGGGACCCUAUAGAAAUUGGGUUUGAUGGCUGGGAGAUCCUUUUCAAGGCCCCUAAGGAAGAUAACGGUGAGAUUCUGAACAGUCUGAAGCGGUCAGAAGUCUCAUUUCUGCAAACUGGCCUGGCUCCAGGGCAGGAGUACGAAGUCAGCCUUCAUGUAGUGAAAAAUAAUACCCGUGGGCCAGCAGCUAAACGGAAACUGACCACAAUGAUUGAUGCACCAAGCCAAGUGGAAGUGAACAAGGUCACAGACUCCACUGCUCACAUCACCUGGCGCAACCCAGCGGCACACAUUGAGGGAAUCAGCCUGUUCUACGGGACCAUAGGCGGCGAGAAGGCAGAGGUCAACCUUCCUGACGUGGAGACAACCUAUUCCAUUGCCAAGCUUCAACCAGAUACUAAAUACGAAGUGUCACUGGUUUCCAAACGUGGGGAUAUGAGGAGUGUUCCAGCCACCAACACAUUCACAACAGACCUCGACCCUCCAAGGAACCUCCGAAACGUGUCUCAGACAGAGGACAGCAUCACCUUGCAGUGGAAGAAUAGCAGAGCGGGAGCCACAGAGUACAAAGUGAAGUAUUCUCCACUGGCAGGAGGAGAACAUAUGGAAACUACUGUCCAGAGAAGUACUCAACAAGCCACCACCAUUAAGAUUUCCGAUCUUCUGCCGGGUACAGAAUACGGCUUCGGAGUUAGUGCCAUUAAGAACAACAGAGAGAGUGCCCCUGCUACUAUCAAUGUGGCAACCGACAUAGAUAGUCCAAAAGACCUGAGAGUGACCAAGACGACAGAGACCACCAUUACUGUGGAAUGGAGACGGCCACUGGCAGUAAUCGACCACUACUACAUCAUCUAUAUCUCAUCGUCUGGCGAGAGGAAAGAAGAAAUGGUGCCUGCCAAUGCUGUGUCCUACAUCCUGUCUGGGCUCCAGCCGGCCGCUGAGUACACCAUUAUACUGAUCGCACAGAGGGGUAAACUGAAGAGCAGUGCCUCCACCACCAGCGCCUCCACCGGCCUUGAACCACUGCGAGGUCUUAAAUUUUCUGAGGUAACUCCCAGAAGUGCCUCGGUGACUUGGGAAGCUCCCUUAGCUCCUGUUGACAUGUUUGUUGUGAAUUAUAAUCCUAAAACGCACGGAGAAACGCAGCAGGUCAUUGUGAGGGGAGAUCAGAAUGCAGUCACGCUCGCUGAUCUGAAGCCCGGCACUGAGUAUGUGGUGACGCUCAUGGCUCUUCGAGGCUCGGCGAGAACGGAGCCCUUGGUGGGAUCUGUCACGACAGUGAUGUCAGAGGAGGCUCUCACUCCUUCUCCGUAUGGAAGCAGCACAGUCCCAGUCUCUGUGAUAUUUGAAGCCUCUGAGCCCGACUUUUCUGGGACUGAUGACGGUCAAAUCAGUAACCUAACCGUUUCUAAAGUGACCUCGGAUGGUAUCCACCUUUCCUGGAUGACAGAAACAGGAUCCUAUGACAAUUUUAUCAUAAAGUAUAGGAGUGCAUUUGGAGCCAGUGAUGUGACAGAGAUCUCCACUCCUGGUGAUGUGCUAACUUUCGAACUAAAAGGCCUAAUGCCUUCCACUCCUUAUAAAAUAACUCUUUACGGGAUUGCCGGUGGUCAACGCUCAGAGCCGCUGAAUAUUUUAGCCACCACAGACUCUGAACUUGACAACUUAACAGUGUCAGAUGUUACCUCUGGCAGCUUCAGACUCUCCUGGACAGCUGAUGGCCCUUAUGAUAACUUUGUUGUAGAAAUUAAAGACUCUGAUGGGUUGCUCCAACCUCAAGAAUACACGCUGCCAGGUGAUCAGCAUUCCCUGGAUAUCCCAGAUCUGUCUGCUGCUACUGACUAUGAGAUUUCUGUUCGUGCUACAAUCCAUGGUCAGCCAACAAAGCCACUUUACACUGAAGCUCACACAGAGGCCGAACCUGAAGUGGAUCACCUAAUUGUUUCUGAAGUUACCUCAAAUGGCUUCAAACUUUCUUGGACAACAGAUGACAAUCCCUUUGAUUACUUUAAUAUUAGAGUCAGGGAUUCCAAAAAUGAAUCUUAUUCUCUGGACCACAGAGUAUCAGGUGAUCUACGAAGCACUAACAUCCAAGGACUGCAAGAUGGUACUGAAUAUGAUAUUUCCUUAGUUGGUGUUACAGAUGGACGACGAUCACAGCCAAUAAAUAUCAUUGCAAUUACAGGGUUGAGAUCUCCUAAACAACUAGAGUUUUUAGACAUCACUGACACCACGGUGCUAGUCAGGUGGGACCUCCACAGCGCACACGUCGACAAUUUCAAGGUCAUUUAUGAGCCGACUGAUGGAGGUGAAAGCACCACUGUGACUGUUGAAGGCAGCAGGUCUCAAACUGUACUGCGCAACCUGACUCCGGCCACUCAGUAUAACAUCAGAGUCGUCUCUGUGAAGGGGUUUGAGGAGAGCGAACCAACUUCAGGCAGAGUGAAGACAGCCUUGGACAGUCCAUCUGACUUGAGAGUUCUGAAUGCAACAGAGUCUGGAGCCCUGCUGGCGUGGAAGCCCAGUAUUGUAGCAGUUGAUGAAUAUGUCAUCACCUACAAUGCUGAAGAUGGGUCAACAAUAACGAAGAAGGUUUCAGGAAAUUUCAUCCAGUCAGAGCUCAGCUAUCUGUUGCCGGGGACCCACUACAGGGUGUUGAUCUAUGCCGUGAAAGACUCUCUCAGAAGUUCUACCUCUGAAACCUCCUUCACCACCGCCAUUGAUUCACCCAGCGAUUUAAGAGUGAAUGACAUUACAAUGAAUGAUGCCCUCAUUUCAUGGAAGCCUCCCGGAGCUCAUAUCAGUGGCUACAUUCUGACGAUCGAAGACGAAGAUGGCAAAACACAGAAAGUGGAGUAUUUUGGAGCUACACAAAGGUCAUACAGCCUGAUUCAACUGGAGCCAUCGACAAGAUACAGUGUGAAGCUACAAGCCUACAAAAGCUCAGAAAGGAGCAGCAUCAUAGAGACGAGCUUCACAACCGUUGGCUUACUGUACCCAUUCCCCAAGGAUUGUUCUCAGACCUUGCUGAACGAAGAGACCAGCUCAGGGCUCCAGACCAUUUUCAUGAACGGCAACCGCUCUCAGCCGCUUCAGGUGUUCUGCGACAUGACCACAGAUGGAGGCGGCUGGAUGGUGUUUCAGAGGCGUGAGAAUGGUGAGGUGGAUUUCUUCAGGAAGUGGAAGGAAUAUGCUGCUGGAUUUGGUAAUCCUUCAGGCGAGUUCUGGUUGGGCCUUGAGAACCUUCACAAGAUUACAUCAGAAGGAAAUUAUGAGCUCCGGGUAGAUCUCCGGGAUCAAGGGGACACUGCUUAUGCAAUCUAUGACAAAUUCUCUAUAUCAGACGCUAGAAGUCGAUACAAAUUGCAUAUUGGAGAAUACAGAGGAACAGCAGGUGACUCUCUGACCUACCAUCAAGGUCGGCCAUUCUCUACGAGGGACAGAGACAAUGAUGUAGCAGUGACCAACUGUGCUCUGUCAUACAAAGGAGCCUGGUGGUACAAGAACUGCCACAGGGUAAACCUGAAUGGGAAAUAUGGAGCUACAAGCCACAGCCAGGGCAUCAACUGGUUCCACUGGAAGGGACACGAGCACUCGAUUGAAUUUGUUGAAAUGAAACUGAGACCACAUACCUUCAGAGGCCUUCAGAGAAAGAAGAGAGCACAGCAACAACACUAAAUAACCAAACUAGCCGAAAACAUUAAAGGUUCAUAGUGUACAGAAACACCAGUAAUUUAGCUCGCAUUCGAGUUAAUGGGCUGUAUGAGCCUCGCUAGAAAAGCUCUCUCACCUUACAUGGGUUUAGCUCCUCUCAGUUUAAACACCAAAGAUAAUUUUGACAAUAAUUAACAUAGGUUGCUAUUGCUUUUAGGGUCAUAGCUUUAUAUAUAUUGCUCAGAGGGCAGGGGUGGCCUUGUAUGUACAUCAUUACACCUGCACAGUCAUCAGAGUGUAUUGUCUAUAUUCCGUUCAUCAUGUUGGGGAUGUGUUGCCAUGGCAGUGAACGGACCAGUUGUCCUUAAAGGUUUAAUGUACAGAAGCUUCGUGUUUAACUAUCAGAUGUAUAAGCUGAAUGUCUCGAUGUGAAUGUGGAAGUUUUACUUUGGGAACAUGGAGCUUGACGUUUGUGACCUUUUACAGAAAGGGAGGUGUAAUUUGAGAAAGCAUUUAUUGUUUUUUUUGCCAUUGAUUAGCAAUUUCAGGGUGUUGUAUUUUAAAAAUCAACCACAUGUUGGUUCUGUUUAGAAUAGAACACAGUCAUGUAAAUACAAAGGAAAGCUAGGAGCCCUUCCUCUUAUAAAUUGUCCUUUUUGAAUAGAAACAAAUCUCAGCAAAUUGCCUGUGAAUCACACAAAGAAUUAAACACAACUUUUGUAAGUUAUCUCCUCAAAGAUUACAUUUGGAUUGUUUAAUUAAUCAUCUUCCAUUUAUUUAAAUACCAUGGCUACUGUGCUGAAAGGAAAAGAGAAAAUAGUGACAUACUUUUCAGGAAUUCUAUUUUCAAAACAAAUGUAAAAUGUGAUAUUUUUACUCUUUCAAGAAUUCACAACCAAAACAAUGCAUUUCCUUUUCUCCUGAUUAAAGGCAGUCCUAACUGUGGAAAGACAUGAUCACUAAACCCAAGUUACACAUUACAUGACCAUGGUAUACAUUUGUAAAAUAACAAUUGUUUUUCACAGGGAUAAUUGCAAUGUCUGUUUUUGUGUACCCCUAAUUAAAAUAAAGUAAUGGUGUUUUAAUGAA